CCACGUCAUCAUGCGGACCCACGAGACCCGCACGGAGGGCGUGCUCGACUGCACAGGCGCGCUCACCGUCCUCGCUACAAAGCUCUCCGCUGUUGCGUAUAACUACCAGGACGGGCUCACGCUGCUCAAGGAGAAGGACGAAGGCGCGCAAGCUAAGGACGAGAAGGAGAGGAAGGAAUUAACGGAGGAGCAGAGGCGGCGGGAGGAGCGGAUGGAGCGUUCGCGAUUGGAGCGGCGAAACGCGGCGCUGGUUACCAUGCCGUCGGUGCUGGAGCUGAUGGGGUACCUGUUCUGCUUCGGGCUGCACAUAACAGGCCCGUUCUUUGAGUUCAAGGUGUACAAUGACUGGACGCGACGACAAGGGAUCUGGUCGCCGGGUUUCAAGCAGGCACCCAUCCUGCCGCCCUUCUGCCGCGCGUUCAUCCAGGGCGUCCUUGCAGCGACCGUCUUCCUGCUUGUGUCCCCCUCGCUUGACCUCACGCGCAUCAGCGACCUGCGCAAGAACCGCUCCUUCCCCUUCCACCUGCGCUGGCUCUACGCGCACCACGCCGGCGUCGUGUGGCGCUUCCGAGCGUACAUCCUCUGGAGCAUCACCGAGGCUGCCAUGAUCGUUGGUCGCCUGGGGUUCAGCGGCUGGGAGGCCCCCAAUGGGGAGACUGGAAAGGGCGGGGACGUGAAGACGUGUACAAGCGCAUGGUGCCGCCCGGCAGGAGGCCCACCUUCGUCCACAUGCUCGCCACCAUGCUCGUCAGCGCCGUCUCCCAUGUGCCUCACUCCUACUCCCCAUGCUUCUCUCCCCCACGGCUUGAAUUGGGGUGACUUCAUAUUUUUUGCCAAUUGGGCGCUUGCUGUUGCCAGCUCUAAAGCCAUCUACCAGCUCACUGCUGGAAUCGCCAAGGGCACCAACACCCACCGCAUUGUAACGCUUCUUCAUACCCUCUAUAGCAUCUUCGUCUGCAGCUACUUGGCCAGUGCCUUCUGC
Messenger RNA from Closterium sp. Naga37s-1, 982 nucleotides. Lineage: Eukaryota; Viridiplantae; Streptophyta; Zygnematophyceae; Desmidiales; Closteriaceae. The record is from the annotation of a GenBank genome assembly.